Messenger RNA from Vitis vinifera (wine grape), 3486 nucleotides. Its product is annotated as DNA topoisomerase 1 alpha. Gene Ontology annotation, biological process: DNA replication; DNA topological change; chromosome segregation. The transcript has 16 exons. Gene Ontology annotation, molecular function: DNA binding; DNA topoisomerase type I (single strand cut, ATP-independent) activity. Bases 531 to 3182 code for a protein of 883 amino acids. Gene Ontology annotation, cellular component: chromosome; nucleolus. NCBI's taxonomy places the organism in Eukaryota, Viridiplantae, Streptophyta, Magnoliopsida, Vitales, Vitaceae. The record is from RefSeq and is a predicted model, not a curated record.
CAGUCACAUAUUUUUGAAAAUUCAUUUGGUAUUUAAAAUGCCCACAGAGGAUUUAAUUUAUUACGAAAUCACCCUUCUGUGUCUUUCACAGGGUCCUUCUUAGUUUCACUUCAAGCCCAAUCCAUUAUCUCAUUCACCUGCAGAACUGCAGAAGGCCAAAAAAAGUUUGGUCCUGCCAGUGAAUUCAACACGAAUCCAGGGGCAUUUUGGUCAUUACGGCUUCAAAAGAUAUGAAGACAUUCCUCAGCGAGAACAAGGGAGGCACAGUGACUGACAAAGGGAAGAAGAAGCUCAACAACACAACAGGCGCCUAGAUAGAGGGGAAAAAAUAAAAACACGGGAGCUGAAAAAAAACGAAAAAGGGAACAGCUACGUAUCAAAGGAAAUGGUCAAAGCUCAAGCCUGCUGUGGUAUAAAACUGAUUUGCUUUCAAAGGCACAAAAAAAGACAUAUGUAAUGCACUCAAUUGCAUUUGUUUCAUUUGCUGAAAGUUCAAAACAGUUAUCAAGACAUAAUUCAGCCAGUUCUAUAUGGAGAAUAAGCAAUUGAUCAAUCCUCCUGUUGCAAAUGGUGAGUCUGAGGAUUCUGAAGAUGAUAAACCAUUGAGUGCCAAACUUUCUGCACGAUUACCAAAGGGCAAUUCCCAUGUUUUAAAGGGACUUAGUUCCCCGGUAUUACAGUCACAAAAGACUAAGGUUGAUGUCAAGAAGUCUGAUGGUGAUUCGGAAGAUGAAGUUCCUUUGUCAUCAAAAUUCCCAUUGAAAACCUAUGUGAGGUCUUCUUCUGGAAAGUCACUUGGUUCAAAGGGACUUAAUUCACCUUCUCUUAGCUCACAUCCUCCAGAGACGAAGGUUGGCGUCAAGGAGUCCUCUGAUGAUUCAGAAGAUGAAAUUCCUUUGUUAUUAAAGUUACAAUUGAAAUCCAGGAAAGGGGCAUCUUCAAGCAAGUUGCUUGACUCAAAGGGGCUCAGUUCACCUGCUUCUAGCCGGCCACAAUCUCAGAAGGCUAAGGUCAACAACAAGAACCUUUCUGAUGAUUCAGAAGAUGAAAUCCCUUUGUCAUCAAAAUUCCGAUUGAAAACUGGUAUGGGGGCAUCUUUGGAUAAACUGGAUAACUUUGAUGAGAAGAAGCCCUUGACUUCUACACUGAAACCCAAUGGCAUCAGUAAGAAAGAUGAUGAACGGGUAAAAUCUCCCAAAGGUCAGAACAAGAGGCCUCUAGGUCAGGCGAAUACUUCACACCAUUCUUCAUCUAAAAAACCAAAGCUUUUGGAUGGAUCUGUUAAAGGCAAAGUAAAGCAAGUAUCUGUGAAAGCAGAGCAAAAGGAUGACGAUGACGACGACAACGAUGAUGAUGAUGAGUAUACUCCUACUGUCAAGAGACUGAAGAAGUCAGUUUCCUCAGAUAAUAAAAAAGCAUCGAAAACAAAAGUUAUCCCCUCAUCACGAAAGAAGGCAACCAAGAAAGCCAAGAAAUCCAAGAAAUUGGCAAAGAGUUCAAAAUACUCCAAGUCAACAAAAGUACCUCCCAACUCUGGUGAAGGACAGAAGUGGACUACAUUGGAGCACAAUGGGGUUAUUUUUCCACCUCCCUACAAGCCUCAUGGAGUUAAAAUGCUCUACAAUGGUCGCCCAGUUGAUUUGACUCCUGAACAGGAGGAGGUUGCAACAAUGUUUGCAGUAAUGAAAGAUACAGACUAUGCAACCAAACCGAGAUUUAUAGAGAACUUCAUGAAUGAUUGGAGAGUGAGACUUGGAAAAAAUCAUGUAAUUAAGAAGUUUGAACUUUGUGAUUUCACUCCAAUAUAUGAAUGGCAUGAGAAGGAAAAGGAGAAGAAAAAGCAAAUGACUACAGAAGAGAAGAAGGCCUUAAAAGAAGAGAAAUUGAAACAAGAAGACAAGUAUAUGUGGGCUGUUGUUGACGGUGUCAAAGAAAAGGUUGGAAAUUUCAGAGUAGAACCACCUGGGUUGUUCCGUGGUCGUGGGGAGCAUCCAAAGAUGGGAAAGCUGAAAAAACGCAUUUGUCCAAGUGAUAUUACAAUAAAUAUUGGAAAGGAAGCCCCUGUUCCAGAAUGUCCUAUUCCUGGUGAAAGGUGGAAGGAAGUCAGGCAUGACAAUACCGUUACAUGGUUAGCAUUUUGGAAUGAUCCUAUCAAUCCAAAAGAAUUCAAAUAUGUCUUUCUGGCAGCCAGCAGUUCCUUGAAAGGACAAAGUGACAAGGAGAAAUAUGAAAAAGCAAGGUUGCUGAAGGACUAUAUACAAAAUAUCAGAGCAACCUACACAAAGGAUUUCACGAAUAAAGAUACUAUGAAGCGGCAAAUUGCAGUUGCUACAUAUCUCAUUGACAAGCUGGCUCUCAGGGCUGGCAAUGAGAAGGAUGAUGAUGAGGCUGAUACGGUUGGUUGUUGCACCUUGAAAGUGGAAAAUGUUGCAUUAGUUCCUCCAAACAAGUUGGAGUUUGAUUUUCUCGGUAAGGAUUCCAUUAGAUACUUCAACACCGUUGAAGUUGAGCUUCCUGUGUAUAAAGCUAUUGGGCAAUUCAAGACUGGUAAAAGUGGUGGGGAUGAUCUUUUUGACAAGCUGGAUACAAGUAAGCUGAAUGCUCACUUGAAGGAACUCAUGCCUGGCCUCACUGCAAAAGUUUUCCGUACAUAUAAUGCAUCUAUCACUUUGGAUGAGAUGUUGAAUAGAGAAGCCAGGGGUGGGGAUGCAAUGGAGAAGAUUGUCAUUUAUCAGCAUGCAAACAAAGAGGUUGCCAUUAUAUGCAACCAUCAACGUAGUGUCUCAAAGUCCCAUGACGUACAAAUGUCAAGGUUGAGUGAGAAGAUGAGGGAGCUUCAGGGUGUUUUGGAUGAAUUGAAAACAGACUUGGCGAGGGCAAAGAAAGGGAAGCCUCCAUUGAAGGAUUCUGAUGGGAAGCCAAAGAAGAACAUGACCCCAGAAGUGUUAGAGAGGAAGAUUGCCCAAACCAAUACAAAGAUUGAGAAAAUGGAGCGAGAUAUGAAAACCAAAGAGGAUCUAAAGACAGUAGCAUUGGGCACCUCAAAGAUCAAUUAUCUUGAUCCCAGAAUAUCAGUUGCAUGGUGCAAACGCCAGGAAGUUCCAAUUGAGAAGAUAUUCAAUAAAUCUCUUCUGGCAAAGUUUGCUUGGGCAAUGGAUGUUGAUCCGAGUUUCAGAUUCUGAUGUCAAUUAUUAUGGCUCUGGGAGCAUUCUCCAUCACUGAGGUCAUUUUACCUUUCACUACAACUCUUCACAUUUUUCUCUUUCCCCGGCUGGAAUUUCAAUGUUAUACAUGCAUCUUUUGAUUGCAUGUAGCAAUUGCACCCCUUUUCCAUGUCAAAUCAAAUGAGUGAGGUUAAUUCGCUAAAAGAAUGUUGGCUUGAAGUUUACAUUUUCAAAUAUGUAGAGUAAGAAUUAUUAAAAAAAAAAGUAAUUGUUGAAUGCCUCUAAUGGUUUAAUGAUAUUAUGAUACUGAUGUUUUUAGACA